CUCGGCUGAGUGCGGCGGCGCCACGUCUGGCGCAGGACUCCCCUCCCUGCCUGGGGCGGCGGCGGGAGCAGCGCUGACGGAUCCUCGCUUCUCCCUUUCCUCAGCGGUCGGUUCGUAGCGAGGCCGCGGCGGCGGUGACAACGCCAGCGACAUGUCGGACCUGGGAGACUGGUUCCGGAGCAUCCCUCUGAUCACCCGUUAUUGGUUUGCCGGCUCCAUCGCGGUGCCGCUCAUCGGCAAACUGGGCCUCGUCAGCCCCGUCUACCUCUUCCUCUGGUCCGACGCCUUCAUCAACCGCUUCCAGAUCUGGCGGCCGAUAACUGCAACUUUCUUCUUCCCAGUGGGACCCGGAACAGGAUUUCUCUACUUGGUGAAUUUGUAUUUCUUGUAUCAAUAUUCAUCACGAUUAGAAACAGGGGCUUUUGAUGGAAGGCCAGCAGAUUACAUGUUCAUGCUGCUGUUUAACUGGAUCUGCAUUGUUAUAACUGGCUUGGCAAUGGACAUGCAGUUGCUGAUGAUUCCACUCAUCAUGUCAGUACUUUAUGUGUGGGCCCAGCUGAACAGAGACAUGAUUGUAUCGUUUUGGUUUGGAACAAGAUUUAAGGCCUGUUACCUUCCAUGGGUUAUUCUGGGAUUCAACUAUAUCAUUGGUGGAUCAGUCAUCAAUGAGCUGAUAGGAAAUUUGGUUGGACAUCUGUAUUUCUUCUUAAUGUUUAAAUAUCCAAUGGAUUUGGGAGGAAGGAAUUUUCUGUCCACACCUCAGUUCCUGUAUCGCUGGCUGCCAAAUAGGAGAGGAGGAGUGUCGGGGUUUGGUGUCCCACCUGCUAGCAUGAGAAGAGCUGCAGAAGAUCAGCAGGGUGGUGGAAGACACAACUGGGGCCAAGGUUUCCGGCUAGGUGACCAGUGAAGAACUCCUGCCCUUGGAAAACACCAACUCUUCAGUUUUAAUUGGACGUAGAACCAACCCUUCCUGGUGCAGAGCAUGCUUAAGAACUGAGCUCUCUGUAGUACUGUUGGAUUUAACUGAUAAAAAAGAAUGUUUCUGGUUCAAGAAAAAAUAAAAAACUCCAGAAGGGAAAAAUGUAGAUCUUACUCCAGGUUAGCCAGUAGUGUCCAAUUUGAUUCUGCCAUUAAAAAAAGCCUUCUUUAUACAGUAUUGUGUGUCACAACAGACAUCCAUUAUGCCAUCUUAUUCCGUGAUGGGAUGGAGCAAGCUAAUGGUAUGUCUCACCUGGUAUAUUGAAAGCUUUGUUGACUGGUAGGGUAAGAAUCCAGUGUGAGGCAGAUGAUUCAAACUAACCCCUGAGUUUAGGAGGCUGACUUUUUCCAUAGCUGUACUGGAGUCCCGGGGUCUUUGGAAACAUUAUUUGUUAUCUUCUGCAUUCAUAAAGCAAAGUGCUAAUGUUUCAUUUCCAUUGUUAGGCUGUGUUUUGAGGGGAUUCUUUUUUUCUUGCUGUGCUGUCCUACUUGCUACAGCAUGGGCUGGGAAAGACUAAGGAUAAGAGGGCUUUCAUUUGAAAUGGCAAUAACAUAUUAACAGGACUGAAAUCUCUGAACUCUUCAUGGCAUAUUAUAAGGCUUGCUCUGUUCACAAUGAAGUUAGCUGGCUUGUUUUUUUUUCCCCUAAGAUCUGUGAAUUCUUGGCUUCAAGGUUAUUAUUUUGAUUGCAAAAUUGGGUAGCACAAAUACUCUUAAGCUAGAACAUGUAACUUAUCAUUGUGGUUAAUGUAAAGGGUACUGACUGCAGCAUUAUGUUUGUUAUCUGAAUCUUCAACUUUAAAGCUUUAAGACAUCAAAGAAUCAAAGCUGGAAAUAAUUUUUCCAGGGUCAAGAUACAGUAGAACAGUUUUUUUUACUUCAGGACUCUUUCAUUGUCAAAUAAGACAUCGCAUACACUGUUUAUUACUUUUGGUGAAACAUUUUGGCAUGGAAAAGGGAAUGAUUCUGUACAGAGUAAUUUUCCUCAUAGUGGGUUCCAUGGGUAGAGCACAGGGUGAAGAUCCAGGAAGCUGCAAGGUGCGGUUGUUACUGACUCACUGCAUGGACUUGAGUAAACUUCUUACUUACCUCAGUUUUCUCAGCUGUAAGGAAGAUUCAUGCAUGUCUCAUGGCAUUCUUAAAAGUAGCUGUCCUCAACUCCCCUAGAUGGGAGCUGCUAGUGAGCAAGGUAAGGCUUGGGUUCACAUAAAUGACAACACUGAAGCCAGGAACACAAUUACUCUGAGCUUAACCAAGGCUUCUGAGUUGCAAUACAGUUGGUUACUUUUUGGUUUAUAGUUUCAGAAAGAAGAGCACUCUCACUAGGAUGAGAGUCAAAUCUCUGACCAAAUUUCCCUUUAGCAAGGUUUUUUUACUGGGUUGGCAGAGCACAGAAAGCUGUUCUUCCCCAGCUUAGGUGUCUCAGGUAUCUGUAAGUAGGUGAAGUGAAUCUGGGCCAAAAUGUUUUUAUUACUGCUUUGUUUCUUCAGUAAAGCUGGGUUCUGAAGGUUUAAGAACUUGUCAAUGCUAUAUGACAUGGAACUGAGUGAAAAGCAAGCAGUUGGCCUGGAAGUUUUUUCAGGCUGGGUUGCCUGAAAAAAGUGCAUGCUCCAUUUCUUUAUAGCAGCUCAAGGUUUUGAUUUGGCUUCUCAAAAAGUGUAGAAGGCUGGUAAUGAUCUCAUUGUGUGCUUAGGUUUUACAGAAACUUGGAGUUCAGAACUCACCUGCCAUUUUUGUCCAUUCAGUGAUGAGUUUUAACAAUGCUCUUGUCCCUGUAUAAAAUGCAGGCAGAAGAGAAGACUCCACAGUGUUGUAAAUAUUCAUCUAUUAUUGACCGACAAUGUCAUUUGAUGCUCAAAGUACAAAUUUUGAGAACCUUCAUUUAUAUAGGAGUCAUGAUGCAGCUGGUCAUUUUAGUCAUAGUAAUAUCACUGUCUCCAAAACAUUUGUUUUCAUUUUGAGUCAGGACUUAACUAUUACAUGAAGAUGCAAUAGUUUGUGACUCAGCUAAACCCCUGGCAUGCUCAAAUUGCAAAGCACUUUUGUAGAGAAGGCCAGAGGGAAGGUUUGAGUGGGAGGAAGCAUGGCAAAAGUCAUUGUACUGGCUCAGUGCACUGUUCUGGCUCUUGCUUUCUAGCACAUCCUGCUUCCCUAAAUUAAGAGAAAAAGGUUUGCAAGGAAAGUAGACUUCUGAUAAGUCUUGAUUAGCUUUUGAGCUGCUUCAGGUCAAUUUACAUUGGUUUAUGGAAAAUUCACUUUGGAAUUCCAUAUUAUGAGCUUGGUUCAUUCGUUUCUCACUUGUCACUUGACCUGAAGCACUGUUCAUCCUCCAGUGUAUGCUGACAGUGAUGGUCUCUUGUUAAAUGAGUACCUCUUUUCUUAUUUUGUACAGAUAAUUUCCCUUUUUGUAAUCAAAUUUUUGUUGGCAAAGUUUUAAAUUAAAGUUUUAAUCUCUA
Molecule: messenger RNA, 3434 nt
Organism: Pezoporus flaviventris
Lineage: Eukaryota; Metazoa; Chordata; Aves; Psittaciformes; Psittacidae
Gene: DERL1
Product: derlin 1
Exons: 8
Coding region: 152-907 (251 amino acids)
Biological process (GO): endoplasmic reticulum unfolded protein response
Cellular component (GO): Hrd1p ubiquitin ligase ERAD-L complex; endoplasmic reticulum membrane
Molecular function (GO): misfolded protein binding; ubiquitin-specific protease binding
Source: RefSeq, a predicted model, not a curated record